Molecule: messenger RNA, 1047 nt
Organism: Trametes versicolor FP-101664 SS1
Lineage: Eukaryota; Fungi; Basidiomycota; Agaricomycetes; Polyporales; Polyporaceae
Exons: 3
Coding region: 1-1047 (348 amino acids)
Source: RefSeq, a predicted model, not a curated record
AUGGACUCCGAAUUCAGCUCCAACAGGUUCUCCACGCCCGUGGAAGGCUUUCAAGCGCCUAUCCGUCAUCCGGAUCUAUGCUUCGACGACGGCAACCUCGCGGUUGUUACAGGCUCCCAUUACUUUGUUGUUCACCGCGGUCUCCUCUGUCGACACUCGGAAGUGCUCGAGAAACAGCUGGUAGCCGUCUCGAAGGAAGAUCAUGGCUUGCUUGAGGGACAUACUGUUUUAGCCCUUGACGACGACCCCACCGACUUCGCCCAUUUCCUCCGAGCUUUGUACGGGUUCUCUUACGACAAUUCUGUCGGCAACUUCCCGGUGGCUUCUGCCAUCCUCCGGCUUUCGACCAAAUACGAGAUCGCCGGCUUGCGCGAGACUGCCAUCCGUAAUCUGUCUGUGUCUUGGCCCACGACUCUGGAUCUCUGGGAACUACGAGAGAAGGCCGCUACGAGCGCGGACGGCAUGUACGCUCCGCGUCCCUCGCUCCCUCAUCCCAUCCUGCUCAUUAACCUGGCAAGAGAAAUUGAGGAACCCACCCUCUUACCAUCCGCAUUCUACGACCUCUCGCGCUACCUCCCCAGCCAACUCAUGGAGGGUCAUGCAGGCCCCGACGGCGUGCAUCACCACCUCACCGAUGACGACCUCUGCAAAGUUCUCCGCGGGAAGGAGCAGGGCGCCCGCUUCUUCUCUACCUUCAUCGUCACCGAGCUCGAGGCCAGAGGCCCCUCCGUCCAGUGCUUACACCGGAACGAAGUCCAGCCGGCGCUCAAGCGCGCCUGCCAGAUGGCCUUCGAGGCGGUCACGUUCGAGCUCAUCCGCGACGUCAACGGCAUGGUGUGCAACCGCAACACCGACCCGCUCUUUACGAUCGCGGACAGCGUGCUUAUGCAGACGCGGGACGACCAGCCUGGGGUGGAGAAUAAGGCGGCGUACCGGGCGUGCGAGGCUUGUCGGCUGGACUACGCUGCGGUAGUGCAGGCGGCACGAGAGGACUUCUGGCGGCAGCUCCCGACCUGGUUCGAGUUGGAUGUGAAGAACUGGGGCUGA